Messenger RNA from Ipomoea triloba (trilobed morning glory), 1727 nucleotides. RefSeq names its product probable fructokinase-7. Bases 242 to 1282 code for a protein of 346 amino acids. The record is from RefSeq and is a predicted model, not a curated record. Lineage: Eukaryota; Viridiplantae; Streptophyta; Magnoliopsida; Solanales; Convolvulaceae. The transcript has 7 exons. Gene Ontology annotation, molecular function: fructokinase activity. Gene Ontology annotation, biological process: fructose metabolic process. Gene Ontology annotation, cellular component: cytosol.
ACAUAUCAAACUGGGAUAUUUCAAUCCCGUUAGCUUCAAAAGCCCAUCGGGUUUGAAUGUUUGAUUAAUUGACUUCAAGAUUGAAGAUUCCACCUUUAAAAUUACUGCUCCGUAGUUAUUUUUAUUUUCCUUUCUUUUUCCCCUUUCUUUUUCCACCACGUUUUGUGUGCAGGCAUUCAAUUCUUAUUGAUAUUUCAGAAGCCUCUAGUCUUGGCGCUGAAAUCUCAUCACUGAUCAGAAGAUGGCUGAUAAAUCCGUCCCAGACUUAAAGAACCUCUCCAUAGCUAGUAAUGGGAAAUCAGCAGAGAAGAGUCGGCUAGUUGUUUGUUUUGGGGAGAUGUUGAUUGACUUUGUUCCAACAGUUGCGGGAGUUUCUCUUGCAGAAGCUCCUGCCUUCCAAAAAGCUCCCGGUGGUGCACCCGCUAAUGUAGCUGUUUGUAUUUCAAAGUUGGGAGGUUCUUCGGCAUUUAUUGGCAAGGUGGGUGAUGAUGAGUUUGGUCAUAUGUUGGCUGACAUAUUGAAACAACACAAUGUUGACAACUCUGGCAUGCGGUUUGACAAAAAUGCAAGGACUGCAUUGGCAUUUGUUACUCUUACUGCUGAGGGGGAGCGGGAAUUUUUGUUCUUCCGUAAUCCCAGUGCUGAUAUGCUUCUUCGUGAAUCAGAGCUUGAUAUAGAUCUUAUUAAAAAGGCUGCUAUUUUCCACUACGGUUCAAUCAGUUUGAUUGAAGAACCAUGUAGAUCAACGCAUCUUGCUGCAAUGACUGUUGCCAAAAAAUCUGGUUGCCUACUUUCUUACGAUCCAAAUUUGAGGUUGCCUUUGUGGCCUUCUGCAGAUGCUGCUCGGAGUGGAAUAAUGAGUAUAUGGGAUCAAGCGGAUAUCAUAAAGGUAAGCGAGGAUGAAAUUUCAUUCCUUACCGGAGGAGAUGAUCCAUAUGAUGAUGACGUGGUGAUGAAGAAACUCUUUCAUCCAAAUCUGCGUCUUUUGAUUGUAACCGAAGGCUCAGAAGGUUGCAGAUAUUACACCAAGCAAUUUAAGGGACGAGUGAAGAGUAUUGCGGUAAAAGCUGUUGAUACAACUGGUGCUGGUGAUUCGUUUGUGGGAGGGCUACUCACGAGUUUAGCUUCUGACCUGAACCUCUAUCAGGAUGAGAAGCGGUUGAGAGAAGCAAUUUUCUUCGCUAAUGCUUGUGCUGCCCUGACAGUAACACAGCGAGGAGCAAUACCUGCACUGCCUACAAAAGAGGCAAUUCAACGCUUCAUUUCAGAGGCCACUGUAUGAGAGAUGACAGAAACCGAAUUUGCCAGCGCCAAAUAGGUUCUAAUCUGCUUGAAUAAUAAUGAAACGAGUUUCUGUUUCUUUCAACUUCAUUGAUAAAUCAAGCCUUCUGACAUCACGUACGGUUCUAGCAGAGCAGAAGGGUGUCGUAGACGUUAGAGUUAGGAAAUUUGCCGGUUUAUAUUAAACACUAGCUGUGGAUCCAUCAAGAUUGCAGUGGUGGCGUGACAGGGCCUGAAUAGAAUUAAUCCUUAGCACAAGACGAGGCGACAUUGAGUUUGCACCGGGGACUAAAUUUUGUUGGCCAUGUAGUGUGUACCAUUUUGAAUGUUGAUUUUCUGCAUCAACAUCUUGUAAUUUUUUUUCUUUAUUCUACUCGGUCUGGAAUUUUUGUGUCAUGAAAGUUGCAUUGCUCUUUUAUAUAGAAUCUGAUUUGUGUUGUGUGCAA